CGGUUCCUUGGCAAAUCCCAAGAACCAUUUUCUUCGUGGAAUCCAACAUCCCCAAAAAAGAGCACUCAACUGAUAGAUCCAGACCAUUUCACAUCAUUUUCAACUUCCAUUUAAAAAACCCAUAAAAUAUCACCAAUCGCUUCACCGCCAGGGAACUCGUGUGUUGUCUUCCUUGGAGUUAGAGAAACGAUGUAAUUUAGGGGGUUUUGGUAUACAGGGAAGGCUUAAAAGAAAGUUAAGUGUUUGUGUUGGAAUUGAUAGGAUUUUUUAUUACUAUUUUGGGUUUAUGUGGAUUUGGAGUUGGGAUUUUAGCCGGUCUUGUGAUCGGUUAUUAUCUCUUCAUCUUCUUCCAGUCUAGCAAUGUUAAGGUUGUGGAUUUGCAAAGUGUUUGCCCUACCACGAAUUACCUUAAAGCCUUUGGUUCCAAGCUUCCCUUGUUUUGCAAAUAUCUUUGUGUCCUUGAUGGAGAAGCCCUAUGUUGACUUUGGAUUGAAGCUUAUAGGGGCUGAUCUCAUGUCCAUACCAGGUCUUUACAGGUUUGUCCAGGAGCUCAUCAAAGAUCAGGUUGCAAACAUCUAUCUUUGGCCUAAAACCCUGCAAGUUCCAGUUCUGGAUCCAUCAAAAGCUUUUAAGAGGCCUGUAGGAAUUCUCCAUGUGAAAGUUGUAAGGGCAAUGAAGCUAAAGAAAAAGGAUCUUUUGGGUGCAUCAGACCCUUAUGUUAAACUGAGGCUAACUGAGGAUAAGCUUACAUCUAAGAAAACCACUGUGAAGCAUAAGAACUUGAACCCUGAAUGGAAUGAGGAAUAUGAUAUGAUUGUCAAAGAUCCUGAUACCCAGGCCUUGGAACUUCAUGUUUAUGACUGGGAGCAGGUGGGGAAGCAUGACAAGAUGGGAAUGAAUGUGGUUCCUUUGAAAGAACUUACUCCUGAGGAGCCCAAACUUACGACCCUUGAUCUUGUUAAAAAUAUGGACUUAAAUGAUGCUCAAAAUGAGAAGUUGCGUGGGCAGAUUGCGGUGGAACCAACAUAUAAGCCCUUCAAAGAAGAUGAAAUACCAAAAUCUUUUGAUGAGUCAAAAACACUGCAGAAGCCUCCUGAUACUACACGUGAUGGUGGAGGUGUGCUUGUGGUCAUUGUCCACGAGGCGCAAGAUGUUGAAGGAAAGCACCACACGAAUCCAUAUGUGCCUGUUCUCUUUAGAGGCGAUAAGAAAAAGACUAAGCAUGUAAUGAAAAACAGAGAUCCAAGAUGGGAAGAGGAGUUCUCGUUUGUACUGGACGAACCUCCUGUUAAUGACAAAUUGUACGUGGAAGUUCGCAGCAGUUCGUCAAAGAUUGGCUUGCUGCAUCCAAAGGAAACAUUGGGUUAUAUUGGUAUAAAUCUUUCUGACGUCGUUAGCAACAAAAGAGUCAAUGAGAGGUACCAUCUGAUAGACUCGAAGAAUGGACGGAUCCAGAUCGAGCUGCAAUGGAGAACUAAAUGAACUUCGAGAGGAGAAAACCCAUUUGUUGAAGUCUUAGAUCUGCAAUUGAGGUUAUACUUCAUUGUUGAAGUCUUGGAUCUGUAUUUGAGGCUAUACUUCAUUGUUGAAUUCUUGGAUCUGCAAUUGAGGUUAUACUUCAUUGUUGAAGUCUUGGAUCUGUGUUUGAGGUUAUACUUCAUUGUUGUUCGUUUUCUGUAAAUGUAUGUAACAAUAAUAAUAUUACUGGUGAUGGCAUUGAAGUUGGAAGAGUGGACGGACAAUCCUUUGCUUUUACUUUUAAAAGAUA
Hibiscus syriacus is the source of this 1768-nucleotide messenger RNA. RefSeq names its product synaptotagmin-2-like. NCBI's taxonomy places the organism in Eukaryota, Viridiplantae, Streptophyta, Magnoliopsida, Malvales, Malvaceae. The transcript is spliced from 8 exons. The record is from RefSeq and is a predicted model, not a curated record. Gene Ontology annotation, cellular component: endoplasmic reticulum. Bases 361 to 1482 code for a protein of 373 amino acids. Gene Ontology annotation, molecular function: lipid binding.